Molecule: messenger RNA, 3052 nt
Organism: Bufo bufo (common toad)
Lineage: Eukaryota; Metazoa; Chordata; Amphibia; Anura; Bufonidae
Product: paired box protein Pax-6-like
Exons: 8
Coding region: 1-846 (281 amino acids)
Biological process (GO): anatomical structure development; regulation of transcription by RNA polymerase II
Molecular function (GO): RNA polymerase II cis-regulatory region sequence-specific DNA binding; DNA-binding transcription factor activity, RNA polymerase II-specific
Source: RefSeq, a predicted model, not a curated record
AUGGGGGCUGAUGGCACUGAUCAGAAGAUCAGAAUGCUGAACAUACAGAACGCAUCUUGGGGCAGUCGCCAGGACUGGUACCAGGACAAUCUAGUGACCAGCCAGCCCAAUCCAGUGAUAGACAGUUGUCAGCAGCUGGACAGCAGUCUAGAUUCGGAACAUCAGACGGGGGCAGUAAAUGAAGAACUGGAUGACUCCCAGAUCCGGUUGCAACUGAAACGCAAACUUCAGCGUAAUAGAACUUCAUUCACUCAGGAGCAGAUUGAAGCAUUAGAAAAAGAGUUUGAGAGGACGCAUUACCCUGAUGUCUUUGCCAGAGAGAGAUUGGCGGCAAAGAUCGACCUGCCAGAAGCACGAAUCCAGGUAUGGUUCUCCAACCGGAGAGCCAAAUGGAGACGAGAAGAAAAACUCAGAAACCAGAGACGACAAGCGGGUAAUGCUUCCAGCCACCUUUCCAUCAACAGUUCAUUCUCCAGCAGUGUCUAUCAGUCCAUACCACAGCCCGGCAGCUCAGGGUCCAUGCUGAGCCGCAGUGAAGCAGCUAUAACGAACAGCUAUGGUUCUCUUCCUCCUUUGCCAAGCUUCACAAUGCCAAAUAACCUUCCCAUCCAGCCGGUAGCCAGUCAGACCUCUUCCUAUUCCUGCAUGAUACCACCAAGUCCUUCAGUGAGUGUCCGCAGUUAUGAUGCCUAUACAGCUCCUCAACUUCAGACUCACAUGAAUAACCAGAAUCUGGGGUCCAGUGCAAGUGGCUCCACAGGUCUGAUCUCUCCAGGCGUUUCUGUUCCUGUCCAAGUACCGGGAGGAGACCCAGAUCUGACUCAAUACUGGCCCAGGCUUCAGUGAAGAAAAAAAGGACAAGUAUGGAUUAAGUCUGACUGCUCAUAAUCUUGUGUAACGAAGCCAUCAAUCACUGUCGUGAAUCAACAGACCUCUAUGUUAAAAAUGGAGAAAAAUAUACCGUAUUCACCAGCUUUCUUAAUCAUGACUUAUCAAUAUCGUCAUCACAAGAACACCCAACCUUAAGAAGUCUACAACAGUCUUCUUUGAACUAUUUACAAAAUGGCUGAUUAUCAUAAGAUGUUCACCCCAUUUCCCAUGUUUUGUAAAGUAGUGUUACCACAGAUCAGCAGUUGGUAAAAACUCAGUUGAGAAUGAGAAGCUUUUUUUUCUACAACCAGAAAUUUAUCAAAGAAUCUGAUUCUGCUGAAAAGAGCUGUUAAACAAAUGGAUAUUGUUGAGUUCAGGUCUAAACAUCCGCACCUCUGUCUGUCUUUAGAAAACUUCCUGGUGUUAAGAACAGUGCUUUCAAGAUUUAACUUCUUACAAGAAAAAAGAGGAAAUAAGUUAUUUAAAACCAAAGGUACUUCUAACAUUGCACCACCUUAUGCUGUAUAAAGUAGGUCUUCACUGGCAUGUUUGUCCUGCCCUGAUAUUUCUCAUCUGGAUGGGUUCCCAUUGUUUUUUAAGGAUGUUUCGAUGAUACUACUAUAAUACCCAGUGUUGAUAAUGCCUGGGAAAUUUCAUUUAUAGACAUAGUGUACUGUGCAAAGGUGUUAGGCAGAUGUGGAAAUAAAAAUCAGCAGCAUAAGAAGUGUUAUUAGAAGUGUUAUUAUUAUAACAAAAUGCACAGAAUGAAAAAAAAGAGAAAUGUAAAUCAAAUCAAUAUUUGGUGUGAAAUCAAUACCUUUGCUGUCAAAAGAGUAUCAGUUCUUCUAGGUACACUUGCACACAGUUUUAGAGCACUAACCACAGAUCUUCUGUGGAUGUAGGCUUAUUCAAAUCCUUCUGUCUCUUCAUGUAAUCACAGACAAACUCAAUAAGGGCCUGCCUGUAUCAAACUGUUUUAAAGAAGCACAAAAAAACAGACAACAUUGAGGACCGUAGAUGCAGUGGUCGGCCAGGAAAACAGUGCAGCCGAUGAAAGACACAUCAUGCUUACUUCCCUUCAAAUUCGGAAGAUGUCCAGCAGUGCCAUCAUAUCAGAACUAACAGAAACCUGUUUGACCCAGGUACACACAUCCAUUGUUUGGAGAAGUUUGGCCAGAAGUGGUCUUCAUGUAAGAAUUUCAGCUAAAAAGCCAUACCUUCGACGAGGAAACAAGGCCAAGUGACUCAAUUAUGUAUGAAAACUGAGGAACAGGAAUGCAAAAAAUGGCAGCAGGUGCUGUAGUCUGGUGAAUCAAAUAUUUGGCUGUAACAGUAGGCACUUUGUUCCCUGAAGGGCUGGAGAACAGUAUAAUAAUGAGGCAACAGUGAAGCCUGGUGGGGGUUCCUUGCAAGCUUGGAACUGCAUUUCAGCAAAUGGGGUUGGGGAUUUGGAUUUUGGUCAGGAUUAAAGGUGUUGUCAAUGCUGAGAAAUACAUGCAAUACCAUCAGAGAGGCUUCGUAAUAGCUCCAAACUUACAUAGGACAAUGACCUAAGACAUGCAACCAAUGUUAUUUUGCGGACGUGACGUCCCGAAUGAGGAGGUUCAAAUGCACCCGUACCAGAAGUGAAUCUCGGCACACCCCUGACGAAGCGGAGCAAAACCCAAGUCGGACAGUGAUAUUUUAUGUGAUUUGAUUAAGACAACAACUUUGUAAGUACAAUAAAGUGCGAUUACUUUUAUCUAUACGUGGUGAGCACUAUGUAUGCAUUUUUUCUUAAGGCUGCAGCGCUGGAAUAAUGGGCAGAAACGAGCAUUGCGGUACCUGCAUCCAGCACUGAAGUAUAUUGCCGUAACAAGAGAAGUGUGAACGCCUGUGGGCUAAGAGACAGCACGCAGACUUUGUUAGUUGCGUUGAGCAUACACUGGGAGACUGCACUUUUUAUUGUUCACCGUUACCACUUGUUUAAUUUGCGCAGAUCCGCUACCCCUUUUCUUUUGCUUUUUAUACGGAGGACUGGGAUAACUCCUCAUAGGAUCUUGCAGCAUACAAUACGCAUGUGUAUUAAAAAAAUCACCAAUAAUUUUUGUUUAGUGUUGUUAAGCCUUCAGCAUAAAGAAGAACAAGGAGUCCUGGAAGUGAUAUGACUCCCACAAAGCCCUGAUCUUAGCGUCAUUAAGUC